This is a messenger RNA of Trypanosoma cruzi, 606 nucleotides long. RefSeq names its product mucin-associated surface protein (MASP), putative. Lineage: Eukaryota; Euglenozoa; Kinetoplastea; Trypanosomatida; Trypanosomatidae. The annotation marks the transcript as partial. The transcript has a single exon. The record is from RefSeq and is a predicted model, not a curated record.
AUGGCGAUGAUGAUGACUGGCCGUGUGCUGCUGGUGUGUGCCCUCUGCGUGCUGUGGUGCGGUACUUCUGGAGCCGCUGCUGAUGUUUCUGAGGAGAUGGCGGAUCUUUCAUCUUCUGAAAGGUCCCAAAUGCUACAAAAUGUGUUAUCUGAGCCUACGGAUGGAAAAGAAAGUUUGGAGCACAAUUCCUGCCUUGAGAGGCUGGGGUCGGAUGUAAAUACCGCGGAAUGUACGAAGGCGAAGACAAACAAUUCGGAUGCCAUUUCUACCGAUCCGUUAUCGCCGUCACACGCGCCCAGUAACCCAAAUCCCGAGAAGGGCCUACAGCCUGUUGCGCCACCUACCGGGCCUGUUCAGGCACAUCAACCCAACCCGAUGCACGUUAAAGGAGUUGUGGAGGAAGUACGGGAAGAGGAUGACGAAGGAAAAAGAAAAAAAGAACUUGAAGAGCAGAAUAAACAGAAAAAUCAAGAAGGUCACGAAAAUCCAUCGUCACGUGAAAAACCCUCAGUAAUAAAAGCAAAUCAACCUGUAGGACAAGAAGCAACGCUACAAGGAGACUCAGCGCAGCAGGGAAGAAAGCACCAGGAAGGAACACCAGUACAA